CGGUUUUCCGUUUGUACCUCUCACUCUUCUUCACCACUCUCCUUACACUAUCGUCGUCUCUCUCGCUACUUGCACUGGACGCUGUCUACGCACAACGCUAGACACUACACACGCGCACGCACAAUGUCGACAUCUCCCCCGCCUUCCCCGCUCUUCUCGCGUUCAUCCUCCGGCUCGUCGUCCGGGCACGGCUACAUCCCUCUUGGCGUGCCUAAGGUCGCGAAGCUGCUUGUCAAGAUGCGCCGGCACCGCUCCAAGGCGAAGGCGCACCACAUCGAGUCCUCGUCCGGGCCCGCGCCACUCACUCACCCUGCACUAAGGGGCGACGGCGCAGUCUCACCCCAGAGGGUUCCGCUCGAGGAGAACGUGACGUUCGUCUGUCGGGAUGGCGUGGACGUUGCGAAGCUGCUGAGGGCGGCGAGGGCGUCGCUGUACCAGAAGGCGGUAGAGGUUGGUGCGAAUGUUCUGGUGGACGAACAGUGGUCAUGUACGAUCUGCGGGCCUAGGCAUCGGUCGGACGGGACGUUCAGAGUCUACGUCCGUUACUCCGCAUGCGGCGCACGCUCGGACAAGCGCGACCCUCAACGGCCGGUCGCGCUCGAGAACGUGCGGGACGUCCCCGGGCUCAUGACCAUUGUCAGCAGGCUUGAUUGACUGCUCAACACUCUUCUCCCUGCCCUCUCAUCUCAUCUCUCGAUUCACCUUUCAUCUCAUCGUUCAGACCAUCAGUAAUAUAUUCGCCAGCCCAGUCAUCCCUGCUGCAUGCAUCUCUCAUUCCACCAACGUUUCCUCAUCUCUACGCCACGACCCACGGACCUUCGCGGACGUUGUACAUCAAAAUCCGGAUAUAACGUAUUCACGGGCAGACAUCCCUAUUCCCCUUCAUUGUAUCACCACCACCACCACCACCACCACCACCACCACCACCUACGCUUACUGUCCGUCCACGUACGACUCGCCGUAAUUAGUCGACUUACGAUACGCGUGUACAUCAUUGUUCGAGCCAAACACUUUUCUUUUCAUUCUCCAUAUCGAAUUCUCUUUAAGGUCACGCAUUGCAAGAGCAUCACGUUCGUUUCCCCCC
Dichomitus squalens LYAD-421 SS1 is the source of this 1084-nucleotide messenger RNA. RefSeq lists its product as uncharacterized. The transcript is spliced from 3 exons. The coding region runs from base 124 to 654 and encodes 176 amino acids. Lineage: Eukaryota; Fungi; Basidiomycota; Agaricomycetes; Polyporales; Polyporaceae. The record is from RefSeq and is a predicted model, not a curated record.